GGGCGAGCCCCAGGGCCAGGUUCCUCCCCCGACCCCGGCCACUUCGGGGCGGCCCCCGCAGCUCCCGGCCUUGGGGCUGAGGUAUUGGGUGUGCGUCUCGCGGUCCGUCAAUACAGAUUACAUAUUUAUAUCAAUCGCGGGCUCGGAGGGCGCCCUCGGAGAGCGGCCCCAAGCCUACGAAAUCAAACUGGGAGUGGUCGCGCGGCCACGCUGGCUCAGGAUUGGCUGCGGGCGCCCGCCGCGGUGCGGGGGGAUUGCUAAUCGUAUUCAGCAUGUUUUGCACAAGAAAUGUCAGCCAGAAAGGGCUAUCUGCUCCCUUCGCCAAAUUAUCCCACAACAAUGUCAUGCUCGGAGAGCCCCGCCGCGAACUCUUUUUUGGUCGACUCGCUCAUCAGCUCCGGCAGAGUGGAGCCUGGCGGCGGCGGCGGCGGCACGGGGGGCGGCGGAUACUUCGCCCACGGCGGGGUCUACCUGCCGCCGGCCGCCGACCUGCCCUACGGGCUGCAGAGCUGCGGGCUCUUCCCGGCUCUGGGAGGCAAGCGCAAUGAGGCGGCGUCGCCGGGCGGCGGCGGCGGCGGCGGCGGCGGGGGCCUGGGUCCCGGCUCGCACGGCUACCCGCCCGCGCCUAUAGACCUGUGGCUGGAGGCGCCCCGGUCUUGCCGGAUGGAGCCGCCGGAGGGGCCGCCGCCACCGCCGCCGCCGCAGCCCCAGCAGCCGCCGCCGCCGCCACAACCCCAGCCCCCGCCGCAGGCCACUUCGUGCUCUUUCGCGCAGAACAUCAAAGAGGAGAGCUCCUACUGCCUCUACGACGCGGCGGACAAAUGCCCCAAAGGCUCGGCCGCCGCCGCCGAGCUGGCCCCCUUCCCGCGGGGCCCGCCGCCCGACGGCUGCGCCCUGGGCAGCUCCAGCGGGGUGCCGGUGCCCGGCUACUUCCGCCUCUCCCAGGCCUACGGCACGGCCAAGGGCUACGGCGGCGGCGGCGCGCAGCAUCUGGGCGCCGGCCCGUUCCCCUCGCAGCCCCCCGGGCGCGGCUUCGACCCGCCACCUGCGCUGGCCUCCGGCUCGGCGGACGCAGCCCGGAAGGAGCGAGCCCUCGAUUCGCCGCCGCCCCCCACGCUGACAUGCAGUGGCGGUGGCGGGGGCUCGCAAGGCGACGAGGAGGCGCACGCGUCGUCCUCGGCCGCCGAGGAGCUGUCCCCGGCCCCUUCCGAGAGCAGCAAAGCCUCGCCCGAGAAGGACUCCCUGGGCAAUACCAAAGGCGAAAACGCAGCCAACUGGCUCACGGCAAAGAGCGGCCGGAAGAAGCGCUGCCCCUACACGAAGCACCAGACGCUGGAGCUGGAGAAGGAGUUUCUGUUCAACAUGUACCUUACUCGAGAGCGGCGCCUCGAGAUCAGCCGCAGCGUCCACCUCACGGACAGACAAGUUAAAAUCUGGUUUCAGAACCGCAGGAUGAAACUGAAGAAAAUGAACCGAGAAAACCGGAUCCGGGAGCUGACAGCCAACUUUAAUUUUUCCUGAUGAAGCUCCAGGCAAUGCGUUUUGUUUUUGUUUGUUUCUCCCCCUGCUUCCAGAGAGCCAUUCUCCUCCCUCUGUCUUCAGCCUCUUCCCAGGAACUCGCACCUGUGCGGGCGCCCGUUCCUCCCUCCCACACUCGCCAUUUCGCUGGCCAUUACAUCAGUGCAGGGCUGGUUUGUUCUGACGUUUUGUUUCUUUGUCUGUUUGCUAGGUGCUGGUUUUUUGUUGUUGUGUUCUGGGGGAAAAGCCAUAUCGCUCUAAAAUCCUAUGUAGAUAAAGAUUGUCCUAAGUGUCAAGUGCGAACUGGGAUGGUUUGUCGUCUGGAUGACUCCACUGCUCAAAAUGGCCCCUGUGCUCCCGGUGGAGCUGGUUUCCUGCGGGGGGCCGGGCAAACCCAGCCGGAAGGCCAGGUCCCAUUGUAGGCGCUGAGGUGUCUGGCCUGAGGUCAAUGGUGCAAGGAGCCACCAGCGGGCCCCCAGGCCUGAAGUGUUGGGCUGUGUUUAAUCAGGGGAUACAGGCCCUGGGAUUCUUUUCUCUUUCUUCCUUUCUUCCUUGGCAAAGAGAAGGGCUUAUGGGCAUGGGCAUACAGGUUGACAAAAGGGCUUGACUUUGGCUGAUUGGAACAUGGAGGGAGUCAGGAAGAUGAAAUUUUCCUUCCUCUGUAAGAUAUCCCAGCUUUAAAAGAAAGAAAGAAAAAGAAGGGGGGAAAAAAAAAAAAGACCAGGAUAAGGAAACUCCUCUUCCAGUUUG
Molecule: messenger RNA, 2268 nt
Organism: Myotis daubentonii (Daubenton's bat)
Lineage: Eukaryota; Metazoa; Chordata; Mammalia; Chiroptera; Vespertilionidae
Gene: HOXA10
Product: homeobox A10
Biological process (GO): regulation of transcription by RNA polymerase II
Cellular component (GO): nucleus
Molecular function (GO): RNA polymerase II cis-regulatory region sequence-specific DNA binding; DNA-binding transcription factor activity, RNA polymerase II-specific
Source: RefSeq, a predicted model, not a curated record